Diachasmimorpha longicaudata is the source of this 2544-nucleotide messenger RNA. RefSeq lists its product as uncharacterized. The transcript is spliced from 9 exons. The record is from RefSeq and is a predicted model, not a curated record. NCBI's taxonomy places the organism in Eukaryota, Metazoa, Arthropoda, Insecta, Hymenoptera, Braconidae. The coding region runs from base 876 to 2405 and encodes 509 amino acids.
GGGGGGGAGGGAGGAAGUGGCGAUAGUUUUCCUCAAAUUAAUCCUCGUAUUCCCGAGGAAAAUGUCACUGUUCGCCUGUUGCAUUCGUCGGGUAAGUCGUUACUGCUGUUCUAAAUGUGAUGACUUUAGUGUUAAUAAUCGAAGGUAAAAAUGCCAAGGCAAACUGGUGAUAAGUGACACGAAUAAGAACUCAAUUGACCAUUUCAGUGUUUUUUCUGGUUUUUUUAUGAGUUUGGAAAAUUGUUCAAUAUUUUAAUGUGGCUUUUCACUAAUGAAUAAGGCCAUAUAUUCCUGAUUAUUGAUGAGUCAACCUAAUUUCAAGCAGAAUAAUGAGUGUUGUAUUACCAUUUUUUUCCAAAGGAUGAAGAGAUGAGUUUCAAUUGAGCAGUCAGUUUUGAUGAAAUAUCGACCUUAAGAGAUCCAUCACCAUUUUAAUUAAAAAGUAUGGGAAUAGAACUGCCCGAACAAUCACAAUUUUAUUGAUUUUUUUAACAUAAAUUUGAUAUCAACAUUAGAAGUUCAGUAAAAUUCUCGAGUGAAUCUACAGGAAAAAAUAUACCAGUCUGGGAAACGUGAAUUUUUUCUCACGUCUGCGAAAAUUAAAUUGAAAUCCUCCCUAAGAUUUUAUCAACAAUUAUGAGAAAAUUUGUUCAUAACAGCAUUAGAAUUAUCUUUAAUUGUUGAAAAAAUAUGACAAAUGCUGGACAGACUGUUAUAAAUUUUCCAUUUCAUCUGCUCCAAUUUCGACUGAUCCUUUACAAGGUCACGAAAUGUUCAUCACCAAUAAGGUGAAGAUAUUUGCGUACAGUAUGAUCCAACUGUGCUGAGAGAUCUCGUGGCUCAAUGCCCACAUUUUCCGCCACUUAACGGAUUUCAUGGUGCGAAGGAAUUUUCGUAACGGAGAUCAGAAGGUGCCAAUAUCAAUGGAGCCACCAGAAAUAUCCUGGGAGAAUACUCUCGGCUCACCAAAUGGAGUUCCUUUCGACGAAGAGACCAAGGACUUGGUUGGAGAUUGUAUGGGAGUUCCUGUCCCCCCUCCCGUCAAUAUUCUGACUAUUAUCAAGAAGAGUGAUGGAUUCCCUAUCCAGUUUCCCAUCAAGUCCGUGCAAUGCACUGCAUUGAAGGCUAGAGGAAUCAGCGAAGAUAUCUUGGAGUUUAACGCCAAUUCUGCGUAUCCGAUAAUUCAUGAGGCAAUGCUUCCACUGAUGGCGGGCUGGUUAAAACACAAAUGCGAUCAUGGAAGCCACGUGGAGAGAACACUCUACAGAAACAUGACGCUGAUGAAAUUCAUCCAGAGGCUGUUGGAUAAACGAGCGCUGGAAUUCUACGGUGGUGAUGAUCGAUGGAGGUUGAUGGACAAUGUGGAUGGACAUGGUGGCUGGGAGGCUGUGGGGACAAGUCAAGAGAAGAAGCCUUUGAUAUUGGAUCAUUGUUUAUCCUACGAUGAGAUCAAACUCUCAGCGCUGAUGAUCGUCUCCUCGCACUCGGAAUUUAUAAACGACGGGGCUAGAGAUAAUCGAGGAGUCGUCAGCAAUGAUCCAGAUAGCUACCAGCCACGUGGUGUCAUUGUAGGAGUAAUCGGCUCAAGGUUUGAAAGGGCCCAGGUGAUGGAAUACGAGGACAUGGUGAUAACGCCCCACCAAAAUAAUCUCGAUAAUGGGUAUGGACCCGCUGGCGAAGGUACGAUGGAUCAAAUUCGUGGUUUACGCGUUAUUUGGUCGCGCUUCUACGGAGAGGAUUAUCAUCCGACCUACGAGGAGGUGGUGAGACGUGUCAAGUCGAGGGAUAACAAACGAUACAUGACAAUUAAUAAUCACAUGCUCUUCGAUAUUGAAAACUACAUGAAGCGAACAUUAUUGUCAGUGGAGAUUCUGUUGCUUGAGGCCAAUACGAGAGCGGAGAAGCAAAAUACAACGGCGUUUUUACAUGUGGUUGGAUUUGGAUUAGGGGUUUGGAGACUCAUAGAAGAUCAAGAAAUAUAUUUCCUGAAGACCUUCGAGAUAGCAUUAAAAAAAAUGAAUCGAAAGUUGAAGUACGUCUCAGACAUAAUGUUCGCCUACUUCAGGAAGGAUAAAUGCGGUGGUGCGGGGAACGGAGAUUAUCUAGGGGACAUAAAAAUUCACUUCGCGCUUAGGGAGCCUCAUAGCAAGCUCUUCAGGGCCACUGAUGCCAGUAAACUCUUGGUCGUCACCUACGCGUGGGACGGAAAUGCCUAUCCUGGUAAUGAAUUUUGGAGUGGAUAUUUGGAGGCCAGUGGUGAUCCUGCUGCUGCUUGCAGUACCCAGAUAGCCGAGUUGCAUAAUACGAGAAUCAAUCCCAGGGCUUGUGCUUCGAGUCUUCACAUUGCCUCACCAGAACAUGGACUCCUUCACAUAUCGGAGUAUGCGAGGCUACAUUUUGCUUAGGAAAGGAUGAGCCCGAUGGGCACAGAGCGUCGUUUCUCUCGCUCUCCUCGCAGCACCCGCAGUCGUUCCGCCGACGUAGAUCGUCUCCGUAAAUAUGCCGAGCGAAUAGAGGAGCGUCGAAAUACUGAGGGUAGCGAGA